AAUGCCCUCGGGUGCAGCGUGACUUAAGAUAUGUCAGCUACGCAUUACGUCUGUCGUCCCCUUUGGUCGACCGUGUCAACCGUCCAAUAAGCUUCUUUACUAUCAAUUCGUCCAAUUUCGUGUCUUUGAAUGUACUUCUGUUUGUGGGAGAGCCGUUCGGUUUGAAUUUCGCGCCGCUGAGACACUGGCCGCACGGCCGCGCGGUCGCCACUCCAAGCGAGAAGUAGGAAGAAGUCUAGCAGAAAGCUGGAAAACAAUGGCGUACAUGUUGACUUGCUUUCUGUGAAUUGACGCAAACCUUUUUUUUUUAAAUCGACAUCGAUUUUUCGGAUUGUCCCUGCGGCUUAUUUGGACGAAGUAUUUCAGCCAGUGUGAACUGAGAUAAUCUUUUGAAGUUUCUUUCCUCAUCUCAUUUUGUGAAACAUUUUAAACUUGUACAAUGGCACACAGUGAAAUUAAAAGAAUAAUGGAAGAAGUGUAACUCUACGGCAUGCAACGAGAAGAGAAUGUGGCUGAUUCAGCCGAAAGGGCCAAUAACAUCGUGCAUAAUCAUGAAGCACUAAAUGUUGGAAAUAUUGCUGCUGGGUUUGCAUCACCUAAUGUGCCAGGACCUGCUGUUAAUGUCACAGAGCGCAAUACUCCCCCUGCAAGAAGGCAUACCCUUGGCAUACCUGAAGGAGUACAUCCAUGUGAUACCCCUACCUCUUCCGAAGACGGGGACUCUAGUUCCACUGAAUCGUCAGUCUCUUCAAGUAGCGUCUCACCCCCUCCCACUCCACCUAUUCCUCUAGACUUUUCACCCCCUCACUCGCAAAGGACUGGGUCAUUUCUUGCAUCAGGUUCUGUAGCUGUUCUUCACAUUAGAACCUCUGAAGAAGAUGCAAAUGCCUUGCUUCAUGAUAUAGAAAACAACGUUGUUAGUAUCUCAGAUCUGCUCCAGACAGCACAGCCUUCAGCGUCGAAUCAGCCUCCACCUGUAAAUCAGUCUCCACCUGCAAAUCAGCCUCCACCUGCAAAUCAGCCUCCAUCUGUAAACCAACCUCCAGCUGCAAAUCCACCUCCAUCUGCAAACCAACCUCCACCUGUAAACCAACCUCCAGCUGCAAAUCAGCCUCCUGCUGCAAAUCAGGCUCCAGCUGUAAAUCAGCCUCCAGCCGCAAAUCAACCUCCAGCUGCAAAUCAACCUCCUGCUUCAAAUCAACCUCCAGCUGCAAAUCAACCUCCAGCUGCAGGACCAAGUGACAGGCCGGCAGGAAAUCCUCAGGAUCAACCACAGCAGCCCCGAGUCAGAAGAGGAUUUUUCCCAAUCAUGGAUAGACCAAGGACAAAUAACAACAAUAACAAUCGUGCCAGAAAUAAUAAUAAUACAAAUACUACAAAUGCACUCAUUACCGUGCGCAAUCAACUAUUCUAUACCCUCUUCGUAAAGGCUGCUCUCUUUUAUGCGAGAACUUUCCCCAGACCGGUGAGGAGAUUCCUCGAGUUCUUUUUCCUACUACUGGCCUUGGGCUCUCUGUUUGUUCUGAUCUACAUUCAUGUAGCUUUUUCGAGGACACCCACAAACUGCCUUGAACAUAUUCGUAAAGAUUGGCCUCGUGAUGGCAUUUUAAGGGUGGAAAUUGUUCGAGGAGGUGUUUCAGAUGAUUAUACGGUUGAAAAAUCAUAUGCCAAGGAAGAGCGACUGCGUCAGGAACGAGUGGAAGACAUAAGCUCUGUUUUGGGACUUCUUACAAGAGAUGGUUGGACAAUAUUCAGAGCACUUCCAUUCAGCCAUUAUUUAUGGAAUCCACUCAGCUUUAUGAUUGAACCAUCCACAACAGAAGUUGAGGCAGAUAGAAAUGCAGUUCUCAAUGCAGAAACGGAUGUCUUAACAGCUGAAAGUGGCAAUGAGCCCUCACCAAGUGAAGGAUUGCAAAUGUUGCAUGAAAAUGAAACAUCUACUGAGGAAACAUCAGAAACUUUGUUGAAACCUGAAGAAAUUGCCAAACCUGAAGAGUUUACUGAGAAGUUAUCUAUAUCUGAAGCGGCAGAAGCUGGCCUGAUAUCUAAAGAGGACUUGGAGGAACUUACCCAGGAACUCCAAUCCAGUGAAAUUUUUGUCGUAAUAGACAGUGAGACUGUACUAACGGAAAACAAUACUAUUGAUGGGGAGACCCAGGACAAGUCUGGUAAAGCAUUUUCUGAAGUUGAAAAACUUGUCAGAGCAGUGUGGCCAGAGGAUGCUUAUAUAGUGGAGUAUUCUCUUGAGUAUGGCUACUUACGCCUUGGUGCUGAAAAACGGAAACUGCUGAAAAUUCCUGUGAAAAUUGUUGCUUUGGACCCAACCAAAGAUAAAUGCUUUGGAGAUAGCUUCUUGAGGUUCAUUUUAGAAGAGUUCUUGGGAUAUGAUGAUGUUCUCAUGGCUUCCAUAAAAAAUCUGGCUGAGACAGAAGAUAACAAGGGAUAUUUGAGAAAUGUUGUGACCGGUGAGCACUAUCGAUUCGUGACCAUGUGGAUGGCCCACACAUCCUACUUUGCUGCUCUCUUCGUUAUGCUUGUGUUUACGGUGUCCACGUCCAUGCUGCUUCGCUACUCCCACCACCAGAUCUUCGUCUUCAUAAUUGAGCUGCUGCAGAUGUUCGAGUUCAACGUGACGGCCACCUUCCCGGCCGCGCCGCUGCUCACCGUCAUCCUGGCCCUCGUGGGCAUGGAGGCCAUCAUGUCCGAGUUCUUCAACGACACGCAGACCGCCUUCUACAUCAUCCUGAUCGUGUGGACGGCCGACCAGUACGACGCCAUCUGCAGCCACACGCUCAUCACCAAGAAGCACUGGUUGAGGUUCUUCUACCUGUACCACUUCACCUUCUACGCGUACCACUACCGCUUCAACGGCCAGUACACCAGGCUGGCGCUCGUCACUUCCUGGCUCUUCACACAGCACUCCAUGAUCUACUUCUUCCACCACUACGAGCUGCCGGCCAUCCUGCAGCAGGCGCAGAUCCAGAACAUCCAGCUGCAGCAGGUGCUGCUGCGCCGCCCGAUGGGCCGCCCUGCCGGUGCCGCCGGGGAGGGGGCCGGGACCAACCUUCUAGUAAUUAUCAUGACUUUAAAGCAUUUCAAAAGUAAAUCAGUUUGGUGUAUGCUUGAAUUGAAAUUGAUUUGUCUUGGUCCAACCAGUAUUGUAAAUGUGUUAAAAUGUGAUGUGGUGAAAAAUAGUAGUGAUUUGAUUGACAUUUUGAUCAUCCUGUCUUUGACUUUUCUUGCUGUCUUUUGA
Molecule: messenger RNA, 3253 nt
Organism: Thrips palmi
Lineage: Eukaryota; Metazoa; Arthropoda; Insecta; Thysanoptera; Thripidae
Exons: 17
Coding region: 491-3253 (920 amino acids)
Biological process (GO): positive regulation of ERAD pathway; response to endoplasmic reticulum stress
Cellular component (GO): endoplasmic reticulum
Source: RefSeq, a predicted model, not a curated record